AUGUCGCAACAAGCUUAUCAGCAACAAGAAUCGGUUCAACAGCGGUACCGCCGCAUACUUAAUCGUGCCACAUCUACCACUGAUCGAGCCUUCUACUGGGAUGGCUUGUAUUAUCAAGAUUUGCAACCGGCACAACUGCCCCAACAAUACCAUUCAUCACUCAAUUCGUCACAAUCGCCUACUGAUGUCCAGACCUUCGGCAGUCUGCCAACAUAUUCUAUUUCGCAAUCGCAGCCCUAUAUGGACGAUUCUAACCUGGCCGUUUAUGAAGAGCUAGUUACAGGUUUUAUUCAUCAACAGAACGAUGCUCCGUCUACUUGGCCGAGCUUGACUACCCAUCCGCAACAACGCCAAUCUCAUGUAAUCCGUCGCCAGCAGCAGGGCAAACCUGAUAUUUCAGAUUUCAACAUUCUUCUGAAAUCAGGUGUUGCAAAAAUCACUGAUUUUGGUCUAUCAGGACAGAUGAUGUCCUCAUCAUCAGGUGAAGGCACUGCAGCAUACAGAGAUCCCUUAUCAUUCAGGAAUCAAUCAUAUAAACGUGGAAAAAAAUCUGAUAUUUUUAGUCUUGGAGUGUUGUUUUGGGAAAUUUCUAGUGGUCAGAUACCUUGUAAAAAUUGGACCAGUAUAGUAAUAGCAGAAUGUAGAAAACAAGGCUAUCGUGAUCCUCCUCUUCCAGAAACACCAGAAGCAUUUGUUCAGCUGUAUUCAGCAUGUUGGAGUGAAAAUCCUGAAGAACGACCAUCAUGUAAAGAAAUACACAAGCAAUUAAAAUUGUUACUUGAUGAUGAAGAUCAGCAUUUACUAUUACCAGGUAAAUACUGA
Molecule: messenger RNA, 822 nt
Organism: Paraglomus occultum
Lineage: Eukaryota; Fungi; Glomeromycota; Glomeromycetes; Paraglomerales; Paraglomeraceae
Source: the annotation of a GenBank genome assembly